AUGUCUGCCGACGCUGCUCCCAUCUCCCCUCCUGCUCCCGUCGAAUCCCAUACCAACGGUAAUGGUCCUACCAAAGAGAAGGUGGAGGGUGUCACUAACGGUACAACCGAGAACAAAGCCAAGGAUGCUGCUCCUGCUACAAAGGACGUGAAGGAGAACACCAAGGAGGCUUCAACCCAGGAACAACCCAAAGAUGAAGAUGUCAACCCUACUGAAGCGGAAGGGGAAGAUGAAGCACCUACAGCGAAUGAUCCUAAGGGAAAGGGAAAGGGAAAACGUGAAGCCAGCCCUGAAGUUCCAGAAGAGAAGAAAGCUCUGGAGGAGGAAGAUGAAAAUGACGAAGAUCUGAUAGUACCAGGACGGAGGAAGCGAGCAAGAGUCAAUUACGCCUCUGCCGAGGCACUGGAGAAGGCUGGAUUAAAGCCUGAAGAGGAGGACGAAGAGGAUGACGAGGUCAACCCGGAUCAUCUGCCCGCUUCCGAAGAUCAGGAUGAUGAUGAGGAGAACGAGGAGGAUGGGAAUGAAGAUGAAGAAGAGGCGGAAGAUGAGGAUGAGGGUGAUGAUGAUGAUGAAGAAGAAGAAUGA
Tremella mesenterica DSM 1558 is the source of this 585-nucleotide messenger RNA. RefSeq lists its product as uncharacterized. The transcript has 5 exons. The record is from RefSeq and is a predicted model, not a curated record. NCBI's taxonomy places the organism in Eukaryota, Fungi, Basidiomycota, Tremellomycetes, Tremellales, Tremellaceae. Bases 1 to 585 code for a protein of 194 amino acids.